Molecule: messenger RNA, 1511 nt
Organism: Saccostrea cuccullata (small rock oyster)
Lineage: Eukaryota; Metazoa; Mollusca; Bivalvia; Ostreida; Ostreidae
Product: probable serine/threonine-protein kinase roco8
Exons: 4
Coding region: 33-1511 (492 amino acids)
Source: RefSeq, a predicted model, not a curated record
UUCUAAGCAUCCUUGAUUUUGGAGGACAAUGUAUGUAUUACGCCUGUCAUCAAAUCUACCUCAGCAAACGAGCGUUUUACAUCUUGGUAAUUGACAUGUCUAAAAAUUUGGAAGACGUCAUAGAUGAAGAGCUGUGCGAUCAGAAGGAUACAAUGUUCUCAAAAUGGAACCAUAGUGAUUAUCUUCUGUUUUGGUUGAAAUCUGUGGACUGUUACUCUGGAAGUGAGGCCCCCGUUAUUCUUGUAGCUACUCAUGCAGAGGGGAAAUCGGAACAGGAAAAAACUGAGUAUUACCAAGAACUUUUCGAUACGUUUCCUGGGCCUUCGCCAAUUAAUAGACACUUGUCCAGCGAUAGAUAUUUUACAUCAAGUCUUGAAAGGCAUAAUGGAGCAUGUAUUGAAAGUCUGGAUGAAUUAGAAAAAACCAUUGUAGAAGUCUUAAAGUCACAAAAACAUUGGGGAGAAGAAAUACCCCUGGAUUGGGCUAUUUUUGAAAAAUUCAUUUCAGAAAAAAAGGAGACAAAGCUUCAGGCACUGGACAAAUUGAAGAAAUCAUUUGAUGAAUUGCUUCUUUUAAGCAGACAGGAAUUCAAAGACUUAUUACGCUUUUAUCAUGAUAUUGGAUUGAUUCUGUUUUUUUCAUUUAAAGAUCCAAAACAAAAUGUCACGCAGCUUCAUUGUGUUUCUGAUAUUGUAAUCCUCGAUAUUCAGUGGUUUGUUAACUCAUUUAAGUAUGUGAUGACAGACUCAAAUCAAAAAGCCAGUUUCAACAAAGUCAUAGAUGCAGCCCCCACCAAAGAUGCGCUAAAUACUUUUAUAACUACAGGAGAAAUUUCAGGCGAAUUCUUAAAAUCAAUCUGGACAGUAACAAAAAAUCAAGCAGCAGUUGAAAACAAGUAUGCUAUGAUGAAAUACAUGGAACGAUUGGGUCUGAUCGCGAUACAAAAAAAUUCUGACAUGUGUUUUAUUCCAAGUAUGAAUAGAAUGGAAGUUCCACAACGUGUUAAAUCAAAGAUCCAUUCACAUCCCAACAAGUCAACAACUCUCUACAUCAGAUUCCCUGUUUUACCUGUCUUUCUCUUCUACAGGCUGAUUGUACUUUGUCUGAUGCAAGGCUGGGAACCAUUGAGCGACGGAAGAAAAUGUAUAUAUAUAGACACUGCUAUGUUUUAUUUUCAAAACCACGUUCUAGUUUUAGGAGUAAGUAAGAGUUAUUUACAGUUGUUAUUGUAUAAUGAUGAUCAGACGAAAGAAGAAUCAGUACAGAGGGCCUUAAGUGACGUUCAAGAAAAAGUAAUGGAGAUGCUGUCAUUACUAACGAAAACCAUUAACAGCGAACUUCAUUAUCAAGUUGGAUAUAGCUGUACACCUACAAGGUUUGGUAAAGAGCUAAUCGAAACUUUUUUGACAGAAAAUGAUUUACUUGAGUACCGUGGUAGAAACUGCCCCUUACACGCACUUGCAGAAGACCAUGAUGUUGAAGCUUUGCGCAGUUUCCUGACAAUAGCCUGA